Molecule: messenger RNA, 1576 nt
Organism: Nymphaea colorata (pocket water lily)
Lineage: Eukaryota; Viridiplantae; Streptophyta; Magnoliopsida; Nymphaeales; Nymphaeaceae
Exons: 3
Coding region: 371-1306 (311 amino acids)
Source: RefSeq, a predicted model, not a curated record
CUCUCUCUCUCUCUGCAAGGUGUCGCCCGGUAACUUUCCCGCCAGGGCUUUCUUUCUCGAGGGAAGAUGUCGACCCUUUCCACCCAGAAUCUCUAACGUUUCAUCUGCGGCCAGAUAAUUGCUGAUUGCUAAUCCUUUCAGUAGAGCAACCCAUUCUUUAUGGCUUUCGUGGGUAUCAGAAGGCAAAACGGCAUUGCCUCUGCUAUCUAGGAAUGAUGAGCUCGCUGGGACUCCAGUCGCCUCUAAGAGCUUGAGAUUAGGGGACAGGGCUAGCUCCUUCUCCUGCUCUCUGGUUCCCCCUUCUGCUUCUAUUUUUCCAUUGUAGGGGUUUAUAAGGGUUAAUCCAUUAAACAAGGUGAUAGCACAUUCCAUGACGAGUGGUUUUACUGUAUCAGGAUUGGAUUUUGUCCCAUGCCACAAAGUCUGGACCAUUGGCAAGGCCUUCCAUCGAUCAUUGGCUAUCAAGAGUAUGAGUAAGAUCAACGUGCUAGAGUUUCGAAUGCUCCAUCAUAUGGUGCCAAGAAAUGGAAAUCGAAUGCUUCAAUUUAGGAACUUGACUCUUGCUGCAGUUGCAGUUGACAUUCCCCAGCGCUCAGCUGAGUGGUUCGAGCUGAGGAAAAACAAACUGACAACUAGCUCUUUCAGUACAGCCCUGGGAUUUUGGAAAAACCGUCGCUCAGAGCUGUGGUAUGAGAAGGUAUUUGAACCGGAUGUAUCUACUUUCGUUAAUACCUCUGCCAUGACAUGGGGAGUCCUUAAUGAGGCAGCUGCCAUUGAGAGGUACAAAAGCAUCACGGGCCAUGAAGUAGGUGUUCUUGGUUUCGCUACCCACACUAAUGAGGAAGAAUUUGGCUGGGUGGGUGGGUCACCUGAUGGACUUGUCACUGAUGUGGGGAUAUUAGAGGUGAAAUGUCCCUAUAACAAUGGGAAACCAGAGCUUGGGGUGCCAUGGACGAAGGCCCCAUAUUACUAUCUACCGCAAGUGCAGGGCUUACUGGAGAUCAUGGGGAGAGAGUGGGUGGACUUGUACUGCUGGACGCCUAAAGCUAGUACAGUGUUUAGAGUUUACAAGGACAUUAGCUAUUGGGAGUUGAUACAGGGUAUUCUUAAGGAGUUUUGGUGGGAAAGUGUGAUUCCUGCAAGGGAGGCAUUGCUUCUUGGGGACACGGAGAGAGCACAGAAGUAUAUGCCUACGGAAAAACACCAGCUUACGGGAUACGUAAUGGCUAAAAGCAGAGCUUUGGCUGCAGAGUCAAGGAUAAUUUACAAGGAAGUUGAAGGGAAAAUGGAGCUGUGCGACCUGUAGCAGCGAUUGAGCGGUCGAGGAUAAUUUACAAGUAGUCGAAGCGAAAUUGGAGUUCUGCCAAACGUGGUGGCAAGUGUCCAAUGGGACCUAAUUUGGUGCAUUGGGUGGAAUUAGCUUUCUUGCCGCUUGGCAUGUCAAUUUUUCUCCAUUAGUUCAGGGCCCAGAAGGGCUCAGAGGCCAAAAAGCUGCAUCUGUUGUAUAUUGGAUAUAUUUCUUGUUAGAAGGCAGUUGUUUCCUGCAAAAGUCGUCUAUCUUGAUUGUUUCAUACCA